Messenger RNA from Diuraphis noxia (Russian wheat aphid), 1855 nucleotides. Its product is annotated as E3 ubiquitin-protein ligase Iruka. NCBI's taxonomy places the organism in Eukaryota, Metazoa, Arthropoda, Insecta, Hemiptera, Aphididae. The record is from RefSeq and is a predicted model, not a curated record. Gene Ontology annotation, cellular component: nucleus. Gene Ontology annotation, biological process: ubiquitin-dependent protein catabolic process. Gene Ontology annotation, molecular function: ubiquitin protein ligase activity.
CAGCUGUGGCGACGGCGGACCAAUGAAAAACGACAAAAUGACUUCGUCACGAUAAAAUGGCUGGGUGAAGGGAUGAUGCGCGAUUUUUUUCAAAAUCGGUAUAUUGCUGGCAUACCUAUUUUAUUUAUCAUAACACCGUCGCCGGGCGUCGCUGUAAUUGCCGUAAUUUGUACUGCGAUCAGAGACAAACAUCGAUGUUUUUCCCAACAUUCGCGUGACUGAUACGUUAUUUGGUGAUCAAAGUCAAUUUUGUCGUACUCUCAAGAAAGCUACUCGUUAGAUUACCAAAAACGGGCAACUGCUAUUUAUUGUAGGACCACAUUCCACAUACAUACCUAACUUAUAAUGGAUAGUGCUUCAAGACCUAUUGACAGUAUUGCAGAUAACCGCUAUUUUUGCCACAGUUGUGAUGCGGAAAUAGGGGCCGUGGCUGAUGAUUUUACAUGCCCAACUUGUCAUUUGGGUUUUAUUGAAAAAGUUGAAGAGCAACAAACUCCCGAUGAACCAGAUGAAGACAAUAUGGAUUUUUCAAGUGACCACUUUUUGGUUAACGUUAAUGGUUUAUUAGGAGAAACGGAUGUUGGAGGAAGACGGAGGUCAAAUAUUCGUCGGCGUAGAUUUACAACAAGAGGUCCUCAUGUGAUGACGUUGCAACCUGGCAGAGGCCCACGGCGUAGUUCAGGUGGUGGGACAAUUGAAAAUUUAGUAGAAGAUGUCAUUGUAAAUUUUGCUGAUUAUGCUCGAUCGAGUGGAAGUCCCGUCAGUAGAUUUUUACUCGGUAAUCCUGGUGACUACGUUUGGGGAAGAGAUGGAUUAGAUUCAAUUGUKUCACAGUUAUUAAAUCAGAUUGAUGGAGCUGGACCUCCUCCAUUAACAAAAGAGAAAAUACAAGAAAUACCUACAGCACUUAUUGGUCAAGAACAUUUAGAUAUGAAACUCCAAUGCUCUGUUUGUUGGGAAGAUUUUACUAUUGAUGAAAAAGUAAUGAAAUUAGCUUGCGACCAUAUGUUUCAUAAAGAUUGUAUUACACCCUGGUUAGAAUUGCAUGGUACCUGUCCAAUUUGUCGUAAAUAUUUAGCAGAUGAUGGGUUAAAUUCAAUUAAUACAGAUCCAUUAGGAAUCAGUUUAGGCGUUGGACCAAAUUUAGCAGCCCUUAUUAGAGCUCGUAGUAAUCCGCGUAAUAAUGCUGAUCCAGUAUGGGGAAUGAAUGAUUUUGAUAUGGCAUCUACAUCAACUGAGUGGCCUACACAACUUAAUAUUAGUUUACCACUGCCAAUUGUGUCAUCAUCAUCAGCUACACAGACUCCAGCUGCAGCAUCAGGUAUGUCUACUUAUUCAUCUGUCACAGCCAGAAACUUACGUGAUCAACGGUUGUCAUCAUCAUCUGCUGAUGUUGAACCUAUGGAAACUGAUCAUGAUCAAAAUUUACCAGCGGUGAAUAAUACAAAUAAUUCCUAGUCUUUUUCUAGUAAAUACAGGUAUGAUUUUAGUACAAUAUGAGUUUACUGUUGAAUACAUAAAGAUAAAAAAAUACAUUCAAUUAAUAAUAAUUAACCAUUCAUUUUUUUAUUUGAACCAUUUAUAAAUGCCUAUCACAUAAUUACAAUAAUUGAUGACUUUUAAUUAUUGACAAUUAGUUAUUUCAAWAGGUAUUUUAUGUAUAUAUGAAUUCAUAUGUAUGUGAAUUUAUAUAAUAUAUUUCAACUACAUUGUCUUAAAUCAUCUGAGUCUCAAUUGUAAUUAAUAACUUAUCAAAUACUUUUAGUAUAUAUUAUAUUAGCAGGCAUUAUAAUGCUUGUUUUCUACCUAACUGGUAAAUUUCCAUUUUACCUAUUGAUUGUUAAAACUGUUGUCU